AUGCGCGCAAAGUGCAGUGGUACGCGCCCGUCCCGUCCAGAUCGCAAGCAAGUUACACGUUUGGGACGCCUGCCCGAGUACAUCAGUGUUGCAUUCAUUUGUUAUAGCGCCCCAGAGGGGCGGCAUCCGCACAGCGUUGCCGUGCAGACCAGCGGUCAGAACUCCAGGGAGGGCUCGCACAGCCUGACAGAUCGGAAGUGGGGAGGCCGGCCAAGGCCAGGUAGCAGCGUGCAGCACUCGCAGGGCCGCCCACAGUACGGCCCCGGCCCCGCGUUCACAGGUCUCAGGAAGCUUGGGAGCUUUCUCGAGCAGCCACUACAGGGUUUGGGACCCCGGGGGCCCGCCGGCACCCCCGCCUUGCCACAGGGUGGCGCUACAGCGCUUUUCCGAACGUCAGUCACGGGCCUACCCAGCAACAGCGGCCGGAAGUGCCGCCACUCAAACUUCCGCCGGGGUGUCCGGGUGGGCGGGGUUUCGCGCGGCCACAGCUUUGCUUCCGGGGCGCAGGUGACGCGAAGGCCGCGACGCUUCCUGCAAUACGUCGCCGAGAAGUCCUCCGUGCUACGCGGUUACUUCGCGGCCCUCUUCUGUGUGGGUCGACGCCGCCGCUAUGAACAAGAAGAAGAAGCCGUUCCUGGGGGGUGGAGGAAAGCACACAGAAGCAGGGUCACCCAGAUAACAGGUAUCUUUGGGGCAUGCAGUGCCACUGGCUUCACUACCCGCUCAGACAUUGGGCCUGCCCGGGACGCAAAUGAUCCUGUGGAUGAUCGCCAUGCACCACCAGGCAAAAGAACUGUGGGGGACCAGAUGAAGAAAAACCAGGCUGCCGAUGAUGAUGAUGAGGAUCUGAAUGACACCAACUAUGAUGAGUUUAAUGGUUAUGCUGGGAGCCUUUUCUCUAGUGGACCUUAUGAAAAAGAUGAUGAAGAAGCAGAUGCUAUUUAUGCAGCUCUGGAUAAAAGGAUGGAUGAAAGAAGGAAAGAAAGAAGAGAACAAAGGGAGAAAGAAGAGAUUGAGAAAUACAGAAUGGAACGCCCCAAAAUCCAGCAACAGUUCUCAGAUCUCAAAAGGAAGCUGGCAGAGGUCACAGAAGAAGAAUGGUUGAGCAUCCCGGAGGUCGGCGAUGCCAGAAACAAACGUCAGCGAAAUCCACGUUAUGAGAAGCUGACCCCUGUCCCUGAUAGUUUUUUCGCCAAACAUUUACAGACAGGAGAGAACCAUACUUCUGUGGAUCCCCGGCAAACUCAAUUUGGAGGUCUGAACACGCCCUAUCCAGGUGGGCUGAACACCCCAUACCCAGGUGGAAUGACACCGGGCUUGAUGACACCUGGCACGGGGGAGCUGGACAUGAGGAAGAUUGGGCAAGCGAGGAAUACGCUGAUGGACAUGAGGUUGAGCCAGGUGUCUGACUCUGUGAGUGGACAAACUGUUGUGGACCCCAAAGGCUAUCUGACAGAUCUAAACUCUAUGAUCCCGACCCAUGGAGGGGACAUCAAUGAUAUCAAGAAGGCACGACUGCUCCUCAAGUCUGUUCGAGAGACAAAUCCUCAUCACCCCCCAGCCUGGAUUGCCUCUGCACGCCUGGAGGAAGUCACUGGGAAGCUGCAAGUAGCUCGGAAUCUUAUUAUGAAGGGGACAGAGAUGUGUCCCAAGAGUGAAGAUGUCUGGCUAGAAGCAGCCAGGUUGCAGCCUGGGGACACAGCUAAGGCCGUUGUGGCCCAGGCUGUCCGUCAUCUUCCACAGUCUGUUAGGAUUUACAUCAGAGCAGCAGAGCUAGAAACAGACAUUCGAGCAAAGAAGCGGGUUCUUCGGAAAGCCCUAGAGCAUGUUCCAAACUCUGUUCGCUUGUGGAAAGCAGCUGUUGAGCUGGAAGAACCUGAGGAUGCUAGAAUCAUGCUCAGCCGAGCUGUGGAGUGCUGCCCCACUAGUGUGGAGCUCUGGCUUGCUCUGGCGAGGCUGGAGACUUAUGAAAAUGCCCGCAAAGUCUUAAAUAAAGCACGUGAGAACAUUCCUACAGACCGGCACAUCUGGAUCACGGCCGCCAAGCUUGAGGAAGCCAAUGGGAACACUCAGAUGGUGGAGAAGAUCAUUGACCGAGCCAUCACCUCACUGCGGGCCAAUGGUGUGGAGAUCAACCGUGAGCAGUGGAUUCAGGAUGCUGAGGAGUGUGACAGGGCAGGGAGUGUGGCCACCUGCCAAGCAGUCAUGCGUGCCGUGAUUGGGAUUGGGAUUGAAGAAGAAGAUCGGAAGCACACCUGGAUGGAAGAUGCUGACAGUUGUGUGGCCCACAACGCCCUGGAGUGUGCACGAGCUAUCUACGCCUAUGCCCUGCAAGUGUUCCCCAGCAAGAAGAGUGUGUGGCUACGAGCUGCGUACUUUGAGAAAAAUCACGGUACCAGGGAGUCUCUGGAAGCACUUCUGCAGCGGGCUGUGGCCCAUUGCCCCAAGGCAGAGGUGCUGUGGCUCAUGGGUGCCAAAUCCAAGUGGCUGGCAGGAGAUGUGCCUGCAGCAAGGAGCAUCUUGGCCUUGGCCUUCCAGGCCAACCCCAACAGCGAGGAGAUCUGGCUGGCAGCCGUGAAGCUGGAGUCAGAGAACAACGAGUACGAGCGGGCCCGAAGGCUGCUGGCCAAGGCGCGGAGCAGUGCACCCACAGCUCGAGUGUUUAUGAAGUCUGUGAAGCUGGAGUGGGUUCUGGGGAACAUUGCAGCUGCCCAGGAGCUGUGUGAGGAGGCACUGAAGCACUAUGAGGACUUCCCCAAGCUGUGGAUGAUGAAAGGGCAAAUUGAGGAGCAAGGGGAGCUGAUGGAGAAGGCUCGAGAAGCUUACAACCAGGGGCUAAAGAAGUGCCCCCACUCCACACCCCUGUGGCUCUUGCUUUCCCGGCUAGAGGAGAAAAUUGGGCAGCUGACCCGAGCACGGGCCAUUUUGGAGAAGUCUCGUCUGAAGAACCCAAAGAACCCUGGGCUGUGGUUGGAGUCCGUCAGGCUGGAGUAUCGUGCAGGGCUGAAGAACAUCGCCAACACGCUAAUGGCCAAGGCAUUGCAGGAAUGCCCCAACUCUGGUAUCCUGUGGUCUGAAGCUGUCUUCCUUGAGGCCCGGCCACAGAGAAAGACCAAGAGUGUGGAUGCCCUAAAGAAGUGUGAGCAUGAUCCUCACGUGCUCCUGGCUGUGGCCAAGCUGUUCUGGAGUGAGCGGAAGAUCACCAAGGCCCGGGAGUGGUUCCACCGCACAGUGAAGAUUGAUUCAGACCUGGGGGAUGCCUGGGCUUUCUUCUACAAGUUUGAGUUACAGCAUGGCACCGAGGAGCAGCAGGAGGAGGUGAGGAAACGCUGUGAGAAUGCAGAGCCUCGGCAUGGGGAGCUGUGGUGCACCGUGUCCAAGGACAUCACCAACUGGCAGAGGAAGAUUGGGGAGAUCCUGGUGCUGGUGGCUGCUCGCAUCAAGAACACCUUCUGAGGGGGGUGGGGCAUAUGGGGAUGGCACAUGGGCAAGUGUGCUCAGGGUCUCAGGUAUCUUCAUUCAUUAAAGAUUUUUAUAUAGUGUAUCAGGGCUGGAGCCUUGCUAGUUUUCUCCAGGCUCUUCCUUGGUGUGUGUCUUUGCAAUCUGAUUCCAUCCCCUUGCAUGUGAGUGGGUAGUUGUGACACCUCUGCUUUGGGCAUGAAGAUGCAUGGUUGGGGUGACAGGGCUUGCUGAGAUUUGCUGAAGAAGGUGGAGGGAGCACAGGCUCUGAAGACAGUAGGACACCAUGUCACAGAUCUGAAAUAGCAGGUCAGAGGCUACACAGGACCAAGCUGUGAGUGGGAUGAAGCUCUUGGCAGGGUCACAUCCACAAGAUAAGGGACUGUUAGGCCUUGUAUCUAGAUUUCCUCCCAAACCUUAUGUAGUCAUAAGUGGGGUUUUUCAGAGGUAGCUGGAACCACAGUGUGUGAUGCUUGGAUCAAGAGUGUAUGAUAACUGAAUUAGUCUACUGAUUGGUUUGACAUAGUUCUGGGUGUGUAUAAUAGGAAGGCCUACUCUGGGUGUGAAUGCUACCUGCCCUAAGGGCAUGUAGAACAGAUUAGAAUAUAAGGAACAGAGGACUAGGGUUUUAGCUUGGUGGUGCUACACCUCCUUACAGGCAGAAGGUGUCCUGAGUUUGAUCCCUGGUACCGGAGGUGUGGCGGGGGGAGUAUAAGGGACAUUGCUUGCUUCACUAUUUUGCCACUUUGCUGCCUUCUGCCCACCAUAAACUGUUUCCCCCCCCCGUGAUGCAUCUCUGCCAGG
This is a messenger RNA of Fukomys damarensis (Damara mole-rat), 4263 nucleotides long. RefSeq names its product pre-mRNA processing factor 6 (gene Prpf6). The transcript is spliced from 21 exons. Bases 1 to 3456 code for a protein of 1151 amino acids. The record is from RefSeq and is a predicted model, not a curated record. Gene Ontology annotation, molecular function: protein binding. Lineage: Eukaryota; Metazoa; Chordata; Mammalia; Rodentia; Bathyergidae. Gene Ontology annotation, biological process: mRNA splicing, via spliceosome; spliceosomal tri-snRNP complex assembly. Gene Ontology annotation, cellular component: U4/U6 x U5 tri-snRNP complex; catalytic step 2 spliceosome.